AAAUACAGAUCACCAAAUUUUGUAAUUUAAUUUUUGAAGCCGUUCAGCCCGUCGGAUAACAUCAGAUGACGUCAUAUUAGUGCGUCAAGCGAGCCACUCAUUCCCAGAAACUGAUCAUAUGAAUAUAAGAGAUCCAGUGAGAUGGCGAUAUUUCCCAGUUCACUGACAGAUGAGGAAGAAGCACUGCAGAAGAAAUAUGCCAAGUUAAAGAAAAAGAAAAAGGCCCUAUUGGCUCUAAAGAAACAGAGCUCCACCAAUCAGACGAGUCAGACUGGACUGAAGCGCACCUUGUCAGAUCAGCCGGUGGUGGACACGGCGACAGCGACAGAGCAGGCGAAAAUGCUUAUCAAGUCUGGAGCGAUCAGUGCCAUCAAAUCAGAAAACAAGAAUUCCGGCUUCAAGCGCUCUAGAACACUUGAGGGGAAACUAAAGGAUCCAGAGAAAGGUCCUGCCCCAGCGUUCCUGCCAUUUCAGAGGAGUGUCUCCACAGAUGAGGAACCUCCCGAUUCUGGUAAACGAGUCCAAAGGAAAUCGCUGUAUGAAUGUUUUGUUACUGGAGAUCGUUCUCGUGAGGAUGAAGGAGGAAUGUCAUCGAGUCGAGAUGUUGAGCGCGAGCGGGAGCAAGAGAUGGACUGGGAGAAGGAUCGUGACAGAGAACGGGACAGAGAGAGAGACCGUGAAAGAGGCCGGGACAAAGAACGCGAACGUGAUCGGGACAGGAGCCGCGACAGAGAAAGAGACAGGGACAGAGAUCAAAAUCGAGAUCGAGAAAGGGAUGGGCCCUACAGACGUUCAGACUCGUAUCCGGAGCGCAGAGGCAUGCGGAAGGGAAACACAGUGUACGUUUACGGCACAGGUUUAGUGGAGGAAAGCGUGCGCUCUGCCUUUGCUCAGCAUGGCAACAUUAUCGACCUUUCAAUGGACUCUUUACGCAACUGUGCCUUUGUUACCUUUGAAAAGAUGGAGUCAGCAGACCAGGCCGUGGCAGAGUUGAAUGGCACUACAGUGGGUGAUGUCAACAUCAAAGUCAGCAUUGCCAGGAAGCAGCCCAUGCUUGAUGCUGCCACAGGGAAAUCUGUCUGGGCUUCUCUGGCUGUGCAGAACAGUGCCAAGGGCUCAUACAGGGACAAACGGAGCCAAGUGGUCUACAGCGAAGAUUUAUUUUGAAAUCACAGUUAGCAACAUGUAUAAACUAGCUAAGCUGGUAGAAAACCAGCAUUAGCUUUUUGGCUAUAUACAGCAGGCCUUUUGUUUUUCAUUGAAUUGGGACAAUAAGUAAAUCUGUUACUUUUCAAAAGCAUGAUCGGCUGUUGAGUUUUGAAGUAAUUAAAGGUAUUGGGAGUACUCAACAAACUGUUUGUAGCUAGACAUUUAACUCAGUCAUGGCUUAUGUUGUUGCGUUCAAUAAAUAAAUCAAUAAACUUUUCCAUUA
Messenger RNA from Myxocyprinus asiaticus (Chinese sucker), 1432 nucleotides. Its product is annotated as negative elongation factor E-like. Gene Ontology annotation, molecular function: RNA binding. The record is from RefSeq and is a predicted model, not a curated record. The coding region runs from base 142 to 1167 and encodes 341 amino acids. Gene Ontology annotation, cellular component: NELF complex. Gene Ontology annotation, biological process: negative regulation of transcription elongation by RNA polymerase II. The transcript is spliced from 11 exons. NCBI's taxonomy places the organism in Eukaryota, Metazoa, Chordata, Actinopteri, Cypriniformes, Catostomidae.